AUGGAAGAACACAUGAAUUAUAAUAGUUCUGAUUCAUUAGGGUUUUGCCUCCUCCCAUCUGAGCUCAUACAGAGCAUCCUCCUGAACUUGGCUUUGCCAGAGAUCGUCGGCCUGAAGCUGGUGAACAAGACGCUCGCCACCGUAAUCUCCGACCGGAGCUUCGUGCGCGAAUGUAACAUGAGAUCGAGCUCGGCUUCGUGGCUCUUCGUCUUCAAGAAGAGGUGGUCCAAGGACGCGACGCUCAUGGGCUUCACAGACCAGUCGAUGUCGAACCGCUGGUUUGAGAUUUCAAUCGCCAAGAUCUUGGAGCCCGUGGUUUCACCGGGUGAGGUCCUUUAUUUCUUGACGGCUUCCGGGAACACUUUCUUGUUUGCUUGCAAUAAAAAUAAGGAAGUGAUUGUGGUCGAUUUGAUGGCCAAAAGGGUCAAGAAAGUCCCGCCAAGCCCGUUGGGUCCACGGGGCACCUCUUCCUGGAGGAGGUCCGGGAUGAAGCUGGUUCCGGGCAGGCCUCCCGGAUCGGGUCGCUUCCGCUUCUUGUUCGCGGAGCUGGUGGAGGAACGGCCUACUCUGUUUGAGUACGACUCAGAGACCGACGAUUGGAAGACGGCCGAAGUGGAAGAGAUCGAAGGCCACUCACAAAGUCGCGGCGAAGGACUCAAGGGAUGCGUCUUCCUUCAUUUGGUCGACGGAUCCCAAUCAAACACGAUCAUUUCGUGUGGAUCCGAAAGCCUGAACCCAUCAGUCCUGCGGCUCGGAUUCAACAGAGGAGACAAUCGAGGGAGGGAACCGAAUGCUCGACUUGGUUGGGAUCGCUCGGUUGAUCUCAUACGCGUGUACGGCGACGGCCACCUGAUGAUAAUAAAAUCGAAAGACGGCGAUGCCGCGCGUAAGAGGACGAGAUUCUUGGAGAGGAUAGAGCUAUGGGGCUUGAGCGAAGACGGUAGAAACUGGGAAUUUGUAUCGGAAAUCCCAAGAAAUUUGAUAGGACAAAUUGGGAAGCCCUAUGGUGUUUUGAUGGGUUGCUUGCAAGAAAGAGGAGGGAUCAUUAGGGCGUGCUUGGUGUGUAAUUGGGAAGGUGCGUGGGACAUGAUAUGGCUAUCUUAUGACAAAGCAAGGGGUCAAUGGGCUUGUGUCCCAAUGCCUGAUUCCAAAAUGAAGGGCUCAAACUUAGCUGGGAUUUCCUUUUCAAUGGGCCUAAAUCUAUAA
Syzygium oleosum is the source of this 1206-nucleotide messenger RNA. RefSeq lists its product as uncharacterized. Lineage: Eukaryota; Viridiplantae; Streptophyta; Magnoliopsida; Myrtales; Myrtaceae. Gene Ontology annotation, molecular function: protein binding. The record is from RefSeq and is a predicted model, not a curated record. The transcript has a single exon. The coding region runs from base 1 to 1206 and encodes 401 amino acids.